This is a messenger RNA of Echinops telfairi (small Madagascar hedgehog), 1489 nucleotides long. RefSeq names its product receptor accessory protein 6 (gene REEP6). The record is from RefSeq and is a predicted model, not a curated record. Lineage: Eukaryota; Metazoa; Chordata; Mammalia; Afrosoricida; Tenrecidae. Bases 32 to 586 code for a protein of 184 amino acids. The transcript is spliced from 5 exons.
AACUCCGGUUGCCGGCCCCGACGCCGCCACCAUGGACGGUCUGCGGCAGCGCUUCGAGCGCCUUCUGGAACAGAGGAACCUGGCCACCGGGGUGCUCGGGGCUCUCGAAGCCAGGACCGGGGUCGAGAAGCGCUACUUGGCCAUGGGGCUCGUGACACUGCUAAGCCUGUAUCUUCUUUUCGGCUACGGGGCGUCUCUGCUGUGCAAUCUCAUCGGCUUUGCAUACCCCGCAUAUGCUUCGGUCAAGGCUAUCGAGAGUCCCAGCAAAGAGGACGACACGCUGUGGCUCACCUACUGGGUGGUGUACGGCCUGUUCGGGCUGCUCGAGUUCUUCAGCGAUCUGCUCCUGUUCUGGUGCCCUUUCUACUACGUGGGCAAGUGCGCCUUCCUGUUGUUCUGCAUGGCGCCGGGGCCCUGGAACGGAGCCGCCGUCCUGUACCACCGCGCCAUCCGCCCGCUGUUCCUAAAGCACCAAGCAACCGUGGACAGCCUCGUGAGCGACCUCAGCGGCCGAGCCCUGGACGCAGCCGCCGGACUCACCAGGGAGGGCCCAGCAAACAUGAUGCAGUCGCAGAAGGGCAAGUAAAGCCAUCCACUGAACCCAGCCAGGACCUCCAAGCUGGGGGGCAGGACCAACCAGACAGCCAGGCCGUCUCGGACCCUUUCACCUCGUCCCCGACCGAGGCCCCCGCCAGCCCCUUGAGGCCCAACAAGACCCUCAAGGACACCUCCUCCUAUGUCAACUCAGGCCACACCCCAUCUCCAUCCCUGGCCGCCAUCGGCUCCAGGGCCCAGUUGCCAAGCAAGACCCGGGGACGGCCGCGGCCACGGCCACGAAGCAGCCCCACCACUCGGCCCCAGGGCCCCAUCCAGCAGUCACGGCUGCCCCUAACAUCCGCAGGCCCCUCGCCAGCCCCCCACAGGCCCUCUGCCUCCUCGUCGGCACCCCACAGGUCCUCCACCACCACACAGCAUCCCAGCGCAAGCACCAGCCAGACGCCACCCCUGGUGCAGAGCCCCAGUGACGCCAACGUCCCCGAGCCGUCCCCCAGGAAGACCUGCAGCAAGACUACUGUAGAGCCGGGGGCCGCAGUCCCCAGGUCCAGCAGACACCACCGGAAGCGGACCUCUGCACGCCACUCCCACAACCUUGCCAGGGCCGAGCCCUGCCCUUCGGACACCUCCCUGGAGACCACCUCCGACUGUGUGUCCGAGUUCACCUUCACCUGGCCCCAUUUCCGAGGGCACCGGCUCCGCUGCCUGGGGCACUGCUGGCCACUGGACCACCUGGCCUGCCAGCUCGUAGGCCGAUAGAGCAGCUCACUGUCGCUGGUGCUCCAUCCCUGUGCUUGUCCUUCCCUGGGGCCUGUCCCUGGGCAUCCACCCCUACAUGCUUGCCACUGGCAUCCGUCCCUCGUGUGUUUUUCCCUGGGGCCUGUCCCUGGGCAUCCACCCCUACAUGCUCACUACUGGGCAUCCGUCCCUCGUG